CAUUCGUUCAGGUCAACAAAUCCAACGCACCGCAAUUGCCGAACCACGACGAGGCAGACAUCACCUGAUCCGUCAUCAUCAGGACCUUGCAAAGAUUCCUGGCCUCCCUGCCUGCGGAUGGGAAGGUGAUUUGGCCUGCCGCAGCUGGGCGGGGCAAGAUGGCGUGGUCCAGUGCGCUCGCUCAGUACGCUAGGACCAAGGACCUGAACACUCUACCCGAGGGCACUCUGCUGAGGAGCGAUGAGCAUACAUUGACCAUCUACGAUGGAUAUCCCAAGGCCAAAUUUCAUUUCUUGGUAUUGCCGCGAGUACCAUUCCAGCUUCAAUCGAGCGACUCGGAGGGGAGCGAGCCCAAAGACGCCUUUGAGCUUCUCAAGAAGGGACCUGCUUGUGUUCCGCCGAACCAUUUGUCCAACCUCAAAUCUCUGCUUUCCAGUCCGCACGCAUCAAGGGUGCUCGCCGCUCUUCGAAAAGCAUCCGAGGAGACUGUGCAGCUCAUCAAAGAGGAACAGCCCUACACGAAGCUAACAGAGGACCAAGUAGAAGCGGGUACGACGUGGCCUGUGCAUGUAGGGUUUCACGCCGUGCCGAGCAUGGAGCACGUCCAUCUGCACAUCAUCAGUUCCGAUCUCAUCUCUGAAAGGCUCAAGAACAAGAAGCAUUACCUCUCCUUCCAUCCCUCUCAUGGCUUCUGGCUACCCUUGACUCGCAUAGAGGAAAUGGUUCGCAAAGGGCAGAAAAAGUUACCUCAUGAUGAACGGUAUUAUGAGAAUCUGCUCAAGUCGACGCUGACAUCGUUCUACGAUGAGAGCGAGCACAGUCAUAUACCGAAGCUCAAAGCUCACCUCGAGACGAAGUGGAUCGAAGAUGUGCGGAGAAGGAGGGCCUCUGGUGAAGAUGAUGGUGGCAGCUCGAUGGAGCUCAAGCCGUCGGAGGCUCCCCGGCGGCCCGAGGGAGCUGAGCAGCGGCACGUCUCGCACAUCAACACAUCAGCUCGGCGCAGCGCAAGUCCAGCGGCAAAAAGUCUCAGGUAGGGGGAGUCUUCCCUAGGCAAGUCAGACCUCCCCAUUCGUGUACUUUAAACAUGUUGAGCAAUGGUCAGGACCAAUGAACGCCGAACGCCGCGUCCAUAGCAUCGAGGCAACCGCCUGAUAUUAGGGAGACCAGAUCUCAGAACAGUCGCGUGCGGUGCACGA
Ceraceosorus guamensis is the source of this 1196-nucleotide messenger RNA. RefSeq lists its product as hypothetical. The coding region runs from base 159 to 1034 and encodes 291 amino acids. The transcript has a single exon. NCBI's taxonomy places the organism in Eukaryota, Fungi, Basidiomycota, Exobasidiomycetes, Ceraceosorales, Ceraceosoraceae. The record is from RefSeq and is a predicted model, not a curated record. Gene Ontology annotation, biological process: double-strand break repair; single strand break repair. Gene Ontology annotation, molecular function: single-stranded DNA binding; double-stranded RNA binding; DNA 5'-adenosine monophosphate hydrolase activity. Gene Ontology annotation, cellular component: nucleus.